This is a messenger RNA of Cucurbita pepo subsp. pepo (vegetable marrow), 1609 nucleotides long. RefSeq names its product geraniol 8-hydroxylase. Gene Ontology annotation, molecular function: oxidoreductase activity, acting on paired donors, with incorporation or reduction of molecular oxygen; iron ion binding; monooxygenase activity. Lineage: Eukaryota; Viridiplantae; Streptophyta; Magnoliopsida; Cucurbitales; Cucurbitaceae. The record is from RefSeq and is a predicted model, not a curated record.
GUGAAAUCCGUAACAGAAUCUGAAAUUCCUCGCCAUCGCCGGCCAUGGAGUUUUUGGCUUGCUUUCUUUGUUUCUGUGUUGGCUUCUUCAUUUUGAGGCUUAAAUGGAAGACGAGAAGUACACUGAAGCUACCUCCGGGACCGAGGCCUCUGCCGGUCAUCGGAAAUCUCUUGGAUCUCGGCGACAAGCCUCACAAGUCGCUCGCCGCCAUGGCUAAGGUAUAUGGCCCGAUCAUGAGUCUGAAACUUGGACGAGUUACGACGGUGGUGGUUUCUUCUUCCGCCAUGGCCAAAGAGGUCCUACAAACGAACGACCACUCUUUGUGUGACAGAACCGUUCCAGAUUCUCUGACGGCUCACGAUCAUAACAAAGUCGGAUUCGCCUGGAUUUCUGUUUCUCCUCUCUGGAGGAAAUAUCGCAAAAUAUGCAAAAAUACUCUGUUCGCCGGAAAAAUUCUAGACGCGAACGAGAAUCUUCGUCGGAAGAAAGUGGAAGAGCUCGUAGAGAUUGUUCGAAAAAGCGCGUCGAAAGGCGAGGCGGUGGAUGUAGGGAGAUUAGUGUUCACGAUUACACUGAAUCAACUCUCUAAUACGAUUUUCUCUGUUGAUUUAGCAGAUCCGAAAUCUGAAUUAGCUAGACGGUUCAAGAAAUACGUGCAGGGAAUUAUGGAAGAGGGCGGAAAGCCAAAUUUGAGCGAUUAUUUUCCGGUGUUGAGGAAAUUCGACAUUCAAGGGAUGAGGAAGAGGAUGGAGAUUCACAUGGGAAGGGUCCUCGAACUUCUGGACUCAGUGAUUAAACAGAGGAUGAAACAGCAGGAAAUGGAUCCCGAUUCUGUUCCAAACAACGAUAUGUUGCAUUAUCUUCUCAAGAACGAAGAGAGCGACGCUCAAAUCGAUCAAAAUCAAAUUAUAAAUUUACUUCUUGAAUUAUUCGCAGCGGGCUCGGAUACAACUGCAGCGACAUUGCAAUGGGCAAUGGCAGAGCUAUUGAGGAAUCCCAAAAAAUUAGCAAAAGCUCAAGUGGAAAUCAGGCAAGUUUUGGGGAAGAACAAACCAGUAGAGGAAGCGGACAUUCCGAGGCUGCCAUAUCUACAAGCAGUAGUGAAGGAAGCUUUACGAUUGCAUCCAGCGGUUUCAUUGUUGCUACCUCGUAAGGCGAUUCAAGAAGUGGAGAUAGCAGGUUUCACAAUCCCUAAAGACGCUCAGGUUCUAGUAAACGCAUGGGCAAUCGGAAGAGAUCCGAUGAGCUGGGAGAAUCCGGAAUCAUUCGAACCGGAGAGGUUUAUAGGAUCGGAAAUUGACGUCAGAGGGCAAAGCUUCGAGAUGAUUCCGUUCGGUGGAGGGAGAAGGAUUUGUCCUGGACUACCAUUGGCUAUGAGAAUGAUGCCUUUGAUGUUGGGUUCGUUAAUUAGUUUCUUCGACUGGAAGGUUGAAGAUGAAUUUGAGAUAAACAUGGAAGAUAAAUUUGGCAUCGUCGUUGAGAUGACCCAUCCACUCCGAGCUAUCCCAUCGUUCACUGUUUAGAAUAAUUCUAGACUUUCCACAAUACUAUCGCUUUAAUUAUGGUUUGACUUUUAACUUUUAUUUAGUAUUUUGGGCUAAAUUACAAA